UAGUCCGUAUGCUUGUUGUGUAGUAGUUUUUCUUCCUGUUUAUAAUUUUCAUGAAAAAUAACGGAAAAUGCCGCGUAACUGUAAACCUUUAUGUUAAGAUUUAAACCUUAAUUAAUUCGCCACUAUUAUGUGUUAAGCUAAUUGUUUAUGUGUGUUAUGAGUGGUAAAGUUAUCAAGUCGAGAAUGAAACAUACUUUUGCAUUGAAAUAAAUAAUUAAAGCGAUAGCAGCAAGAAUGGAGCAUUCGGAUUUGGUAGCCGAGAUGGCUCAGGUGGAGCAUCUAACUACACAAGAGAGGCUCCACUUGGCUCGAAGACGACGUAUGCAGCAGUUGAAGCUAUGGCAGCAGAGAGAGAAGGAGUGGGCGAGGACGAGAGCAAAACGUGAGAAGAGCAACAAGCGAAGCAUAUACUUUAGUGAUAGCGUCAUGUUGCUCGAGGCGGCGGCGAGGAACGACAUCGAGGAAGUUCGAAGACUUUUAGCACGCGGCGUAACCCCCGACGCAACGAACGAAGACGGUUUAACCGCAUUACAUCAAUGCUGCAUCGACAAUAACGAAGCCAUGAUGAGAUUACUCCUCGAUCACGGAGCAAACGUAAACGCGGAAGACAGCGAAAAAUGGACUCCACUACACGCGGCAGCUACUUGCGGAAACCUAAAUCUUGUUAGAAUAUUAAUACAGCGUGGAGCGAAUCUUCUGGCAGUAAACGGCGAUGGAAACAUGCCUUACGAUAUCUGCGAGGAGGAGAGGACACUGGAUGCCAUCGAAAGCGAAAUGGCUGCUAGAGGAGUGACACAGGGGCUGAUAGAUGAGACCCGGGCGGCGACAGAGAUGCAAAUGUUGUUGGAUGUCGACGAAUUGGUCAAGCAAGGGAUGGACUUAGACGAGCCGAGAGACAGCCAGGGUGCAACUUUGCUCCACGUGGCGGCAGCGAACGGCUACAUCAAGGUGGUGGAGUUCCUGCUGGAGCACCGCGCGUCCUCCGACGUGGUGGACCACGACAUGUGGCAGCCCGUGCACGCCGCCGCCUGCUGGGGACAUUUAGAAGUAUUAGAAGUACUGGUACAUUACGGAGCUGAUCUCAAUGUAAGGAACAAGCAUGACGAAACGCCAGCAGAUAUAUGCGAGGAGGGCGAGAUGCGCGCGCGCAUCCUGCGCCUCGCGGCCGAGCAGGAGGAGGUGCGGCGCCGCGCCGCCAGCGUCGCCGGCGAGCGUCUGCGCGCCGCCCGCCGCUCCUCCUCCAGCGCCUCCACCAGCAGAGUGCGCUCGGUGCGGCGCACGUCGCUGCGCGAGAAGCAGCUGGCGGCCAAGGCGGACGCGCGCGGGGAGGCGCGCCUGCGCGAGACCUUCGACUCGGCCGGCGACGACGACUACCAGGGGCUGUCUAAUGGCAUGGAAAAUGACCAGAACACGGCCAACAUAUCCGCCGAUUUGUCGCAUACUCGGUUAUCAAUUAGCUCGACGACAUCUAAUCAGAGUUACGAGUCUGGAAAUGUGGACUAUGCCGUCCCUAAACAUUCAUACAAUCAAAAGGGAGCGCAUAGAUUAGACACAAUCGAUUCAAACGAAAACAUCACCUUCAACCAACCCAAGAUAUCGAAUCCCCUGUUCGGGGUGAACGCCGCAUCGCAUUAUUCACCGAGCCCGAUACACGAAGCUAGUAAUGACGGGAAACACUUCGAGCGAUUGCCCAACGGAAUAAGGAAGGCACCGGAAGGUCAAGACAACGAAGCAUUCAAAACAGAGGACGCGAUUGACGGUAGGAAAGAGGUGAUAAUGAGCCCAAACCCGAUCGCGAUCGCUGAAGGUGGAACCGCGACCUACACCACAGACAAUAAUGGUAAAAUCAAUGUUCAUGUCACCGUCAUGAUUAAUGCAGGAACAUUAGCGGAUUUGAAAAAGCAGCGAGCACAGAUAAGAACGAACGGCAGUCCAGUGGAAAACAGCGUGAAUUCCACAACGAACCACAGCCUCACCUCGAUACCAGAGGUCGGAAAGCAGGAAACCCAAGUACAGAUAAGUCCUCCCACUCUAACGCCCAGCACCGGAACGGUCCCGAGGUUUUCGGGGCACACCAGUGACGUCGUCGGCGAUACGAAAUCGCACCGGUGCUGUAUUAUAAUGUAAUUAUCGAUUGUUUCCCAUCACUACUGUAUGAGACCAUUCGAUGCGUACAAGUCUGAUCGUCAUUCCAAAAAGUAAUUUAUUCUGCGCUCGCUUAGAUUAUGUUUAAUGUUGGGGCGUAUGUCGAAGGGAGAUUAAAGCGUUGACACUAUAUUUGUUAUUUUAUAUCUGUAAAAAAAAAUACUCGUCCUGUCAUGUCUUCUACGUUGAGAUUACAUUUUUAAAUUUGGAAUGGAUUUGAAAUGUCUCGGUAAAAUAUUGUCUGUAUCAUAAAAUAAAUUAUGUACACAAUUCACAAAUAUAAUGUCAAUACUGUUAGUGUUCGUGGAAUGAAUAUUGCCAUUUUUGCUCACGAAGCAAGGGCUUGCCAAUGUGCUAGAAACGUGUGAUAAUGUUAAGAGCUCAAUGGUUUAUAUAAUGUAAUAUAUUAUUAUAUAUGGUUGCUAUUGUUUUGAUAUAGUUAAAAUAUAGUAUCGUUUGUGAAAUUAUAAUUAGUGUCGUGUAUUAUUUUGUGGUUAUGUCUAUGUAAUCAAUAAACAUUCCUGUUAGAUCCAUCAUAGAAUCUUAUUUAAUACAGAAUUUGAACAAGUAUUAUAAUAAUUUACGAAAAUUGUAUAAAAUUUGUUUGUAAUUUGCA
Molecule: messenger RNA, 2761 nt
Organism: Vanessa atalanta (red admiral)
Lineage: Eukaryota; Metazoa; Arthropoda; Insecta; Lepidoptera; Nymphalidae
Gene: MYPT-75D
Product: protein phosphatase 1 regulatory subunit 16A
Exons: 10
Coding region: 235-2127 (630 amino acids)
Cellular component (GO): cytoplasm
Molecular function (GO): protein binding; phosphatase regulator activity; enzyme inhibitor activity
Source: RefSeq, a predicted model, not a curated record